Bemisia tabaci is the source of this 8710-nucleotide messenger RNA. The record is from RefSeq and is a predicted model, not a curated record. Lineage: Eukaryota; Metazoa; Arthropoda; Insecta; Hemiptera; Aleyrodidae.
AGUGGUCCUGACCUUCCCCAAGAGACCGAGUCCUUAUCGGAGCCGGCAAAUUGGUCGCACGUUACUUUCCUCCCAGGACCCAACGCGGUAGUCGCCACGAUUUCGUCCCCUCCAACGAAGAGAGUAAUUUGUCCCAGCCGCCUCUUUUUUGACUUGCGAUUAGCGAAUCCCGCCGAUUAUCGAUUAUCACUUGUCAUAAUAGAGGGAAAAUUGACCGAUUACUCUGUUGUUGUUCCUUUGAUGCUAUUAUAUCGGAUCCUUUGGACUUUUCUUAAUCGGCGAUAUUGUACGCGUGAAAAAAGUCUGCACCCGGCUGUGAAUCGGAUAUCAUCCACCGGUUGAAGUGCUUUCGCUCGUGAGUAUAGUAUCUCCGCGAGUUCCGGUCCCGUUUCGUGGCUCCUUUGAAUUUCCCGCUCCCGUUUUUGGACGCGCGCGUGUGAAUACGUUUGCUUAUUUCGCCUUCCCAAGUGCAUCCGGCAAAUUUUACACGGUUGACAGUGAUAUAUUUAAGACAAAUAAAUAUUAAUAAAGGUUUCUGGAAUAGUGUGGUUUUCUUUUUAGUGAGCAUUCAAGUGAAAGUUAGCUCAAUUUAAAGUUAUACCUGGAUAAUCUAUUUCUUAGGAAUACUUUUUUGGGUGAUGGAUUUAGUUUACCUUCAUUCUUUAAGGAGCCAAGGAUCGACUUGAGGACACGAAAACGCCCCCUCAGAUUAAAUUGAUUCAAUUUAAGUUGAUCAGUACUCUGUAGGGAAUAAAAUGACGACGAGAUAAAAUCUCAGAACACACAUUUAAUUCAAGGCUCGAACGAGCCGAGUUACACUUAUCAUUCUUAUCAUCUAAAUCUUUGCACUAAGCAAGAAUAUAUUCAUUUCACUGGUUAGAGAAUUAGAAACGUCUCGAAAACCCGAAAACAAAAACAAAACAAAAAAUAUGAAUUGUGAUAGAUAACGUAGCAGAUCAACCUACUCUCUAAGCUUCCAUUGUGAUAUAUUUUAUUUUACAAACCUUUAGUCAAUAUGGGUUUAACGCAGUAUUCAAAAGUUGGCCAGACCGCUAAAAAUCGGCUCUUUGGAAUCACUCCCCUAAGUAGGGCCUCCAGCAGACGCGGUCAUGGAUCAACCCCUCUUUCGAUGCUCGUCUCACAGCAAGGAAAAAUCAGCUCAGGGCGCCUCGCUGUUAUAGUCAUUGGGCUUUUCACAUUAGCCAUAGGAAUCAUAUUAUCGUCAAUACCUUGGCUGGAUUACCUGAUACUCAAGAAUUUGAGGUUGUGGAACGGUUCACUUAGUUACCAUUACUGGCAGAAACCCGGUGUACUCAGGCUUACCAAAGUAUUCAUUUUUAAUGUAACUAACCCGGAUGAAUUUUUAAAUCAUGGUGAAAAACCUAAGCUUAACGAAGUUGGACCUUUUGUUUACCGAGAGGACAUGGAGAAGGUAAACAUCAAGUUUCAUGACAACGGUACCGUCAGUUUUCAACACAGGAAAAUAUUAGAAUUUGUGCCGGAACUGUCAAUAGCGGACCCGGAAACGAAAUUUGUUGUACCCAACAUACCCCUACUGACGCUGACAACGCAAGCAAAUAGCUUGAAACCUAUCGUGAAAGCAACCCUGUCUCUGUUUCUACGGGUGAUGACCGAUAUGACACCAUUCAAGACGGUCACGGCGCAAGAACUCGUUUUUGGAUAUGAUGAUACUCUCACGUCAUUGGCCAACAGAUAUUUUCCGAAAGGGAAACGCCCACCGAAAAAGAUGGGCCUCUUCCUUGGAAGAAACGGAACAUUGAAUGAAAUUUCUACUAUCUACACUGGCCACACCGGAAUGCAUCAAUUCGGAGUUAUGGACAAACUCAAUGGAUUGGACCACUUGCCGUACUGGGACUCAGCCCCAUGCAACUCGAUAGCUGCCUCAGAAGGGUCGUUCUUCCCUCCCCGUGCUUUCACGAAUUCUGACGUAGUGCACGUGUAUGACAAAGACCUCUGUCGGAUCUGGCCGUUGAGGUAUCGUCACGACACGGAGAAGAACGGUGUGAACGUGGGCUAUUACACACCCGACGACGAUAUAUUUCAACCCGGUGAACUUCACUCGGACAACAAAUGCUAUUGCCCAGGCAACAUCCCUUGCCCGCCCAAAGGCCUCCAAAAUAUUAGCCCCUGUCAAUUUGAUGCCCCAGUCCUCCUGUCAUUUCCGCAUUUUUAUCAGGCAGACCCCGCAUUAUUGGAUGCAGUCGAUGGAUUGACGCCAGACCCUGAAAAACAUCAAACAUUCUUCAAAAUUCAACCUAAAUUAGGAGUGCCGUUGGAGGCUCGAGUCAAAGUUCAGUUAAACUUAGCCGUGGAACAAUCAAAUAUUCAUAUCGUUAGGCAGUUUCCGUCCAUUACCUUCCCCAUUAUGUGGGUUGAAGAAGGUGUCGGCGAUCUUCCACCACACAUUCUACGGUGGAUUCAGUUAGCAAUUUACUCGGAGAAAAUCAUGCCGUACGUAACGGUGGGCAUGGUGAUUUUCGGAGCCUCGAUCCUCGUUUUCAUCUUCGUGAGGGCGUACAAAGACAUCGUCUUCACGCAAGAGAACUUCGAGCGGGGGAAAGCCAAGUUCCGGCGAGGGAGCAGCUUCAUCGUGAACGGACAACACAGGCUCAUCAUCCUCCAGGGAUCCGACUCCUACUCCUUACUCAAUAACGCUACUCAAGAGACUGAACUCGACCCUGAUCCUAGCUUGUAGAUGUUGAAAUUUUAUCACAUUUUCCUCUACCAUUUCUUGUUUUAAGUUAUCAACUAUAUAAGCGUUUUCCAAGCUUAUCUACGAAUGAUCAAGUUCCCAUUUCUUCACUUUCGAAAUGAUCUAGACCUUCACUCGAGCCCAAGUAGCACAGUCCAAUGAAAACGAUGAAAUAAAAUUGCAAUUUUUUGCCACAAAAUUGCUAUGUAUGUAUAUUAUUUGGUCAAUUAACGCCGUUUUGAACAAUCAACGAGGUGAGCCCCGUGUAUCAGAGAGAUAGGCAAUAUGCGAUGCAAUGAGAAAUUGCAGCUUACAUUUCAAUUUCAUUGCAAUACAUUGCAACAAGAAGUGCCCCUUCAAUCAGUAGAUAGGCAUCUUUUGUGCCACUCCGAUGCAAUGGCAAUAAUUUUGCCAUGUAAUUGCAAAUUAUUUCAAUCUGUGCUACUUAGGAGCUUGAAAGAAAACAAAUUCUUGACUGAGUUAUAUAUCUUGCCAAAAAUGUAUUUAUGUUUUUAUUGAGGCCGUCCUCGGCCAAAUGUUUGGUGAUGAUGAUGAUCAAAUCCUCUUAAUCUGUGUGAUUGGCAUCUGUAAAUCCUUGCUAUUUCAAUGAGUCUCUUGCAAAUAAAAGACACAGCGAACUGAGUGGACUAUUCAUCGGUGAAAUCGCAGGAAAAUUGUCGAGCGAUUAAAAAAAGUCUGAAAAUUCAGUCUUCGUUGCACAAUUUGCGUGGUCCAUUAUGCGAAAUUUCAAAUUUUCCCGAGCUUUUUUUCCUCGUCGCCAGAAACCAAAGUUGUGGUGAGGAAUGUGAAUAAACCUACCUCAAAAAACAAACAACGGUCUUAAAAACGGUUACCGACAUGUUUUACGUGUAAUUUCAAUCGUCUUUAAAUCGAUAUAUUUCAAGAAAACGGCAGAAAGCAAUUGUUUAAAACCGUUGAAAUUAUACACGAAAACAAUUAUAGUAACAGCUUCCAAGAUAAUGUGUUUAUUUAUAUUUGAAUUUCUCAAAAUUCUCUUCGAGGAAACCUUGGCAAUCGUGCAAUUUAGCAUCCAAAGUUAAUGUUUUAUAACAAAAGUUUGCUUUUGGCUGUCAUUUAUGAAAAAUGCAGUGCUUUCUGAGGUAUUAGCCACGGACUUUUUUAAUUUUCUGCUGUGAAUUUCGUGUGCAUUUUUUAUUACUCCAUUGCCAUUUUUGGGGAAAAUAUUACGUCCGAACUGACUGCGCACAACGGUGCUGGUCCUCAAUGUGCACCUUACGUCAGCUAUCUACUCAGUAGCGAUUCUUGGAGGUUGGCAGCAUUGUAAUUCCUUCGUUUGAAUGUGAGUAAAAAAAUGAAUUCUUAGUGAGGCAAAUUGUCACUCCUAAAAUUGAUAUGUUUUAUGGUUUUAAAUGGAGGGAAAUCUGUGUUGCCAAGUUUCAAGAAUCACCACUGUUUCUACCCUUGUUAAAAUACGUGGGCUCUCUAUGCCAAAAAGGUGCUCGCUCAAUGUGCCAGUUUCUUCCCGGAAGGAUAUGUUUGCUGACGCGCAUGGAUCUCGCAUAUCUCCCAUCAGCAAUCGUCAGCGUGACCUAUUUUUCACAGAGAAUAUGCACGAUACUAAACGAAGUCUCCUCACGAUUUUUAACUGUCAUUGUUACCACCGCACUAAUUUUAGGCCGGGUAAAACUCACCCUCAGAGAAUGGUCAUGUAUUUUAUUUGAACGUGGAUGGGCAAAUUGAUGAGUGGAAACAGCUUACGAACUGAUAAAUGUCACUCAGUGAGACUCUAGGGUACCUGACUUUAGGCAUAUCUGUGUUUUUGUGUUCAAUCAAUCAUGUAAUUUCUCAAAUAUUGUUUUCUUGCCUUUCGGAGUGCUUUCAAUGAAUUAAAUAAGGUAAUUCAAUAUUUAUAUCUUAUUAGGCUUACGAGACGAGUUUCGAAUUCUUUGAGAAAAAAAAAUAUUUCAGCAUAACUGUGCUAACUAACCAGUGAUACAGUAUUUUCAUUGAAAUUACGUUUCCAUCGAUUUUUUUUUUUUUAUAUAUUGAAAACAUGUCUGACUAAUCUUCUUCCGACGGCGUUUCAUCUGCACUUGUUCUACACUGAACUCUUUGUUGCAUAGCGUCUUAUGAAGGCAACAAACGGUUUUCAGCUUCAUUUCUAUGCUGGAGUAUUAAAUUGAAUCAAAGCAAGAAAUUAUUUUUGGGAAGCAUUAUAAGUCUGAUCUGCUGACUUAAAAAAAACUACAAAAAUCGAUUCCAACUGAAUUUAUUGUCGAAAAAAUACUGUACGUUGUCGAUUUCCUUUUCAAAAUCAACGAUUAGCUCCUGCAACAAAGGGUUAAAAUUGGUGAGACUUUCAUUUUUGAAGUAUUGAAAAUCAUCAAAAUUUAACCCCCCAUUUUUCAGGUUUUCCAUUUUCAUUUGUUGCCUAUCUUCUAAAUUCUCUAAUUUUUUUCCAAGCAAGUAAACUAAAUACGAAAUUAUUAAAAGUGUUGAAUCAAAUUUCACCGAUUGUAUCCUCCAGAGAAUUAGCGCCACCAGUCACUUGUUACGGCACAAGAAGAACUGCAGCAAAAUUCUUGUAAAUGGUGAAACGCUUUGAAGUCAGGGAAAUCAAGAAUCCAAAGAUUUUUCAGAAAAACUGAUACUGUGUAAAUUAGAUACUUUAUUUUGAAUAACUUGUGAAUUGAAUUCUUUCUUAAAUUUAUGUUAUUUCCUUGUGUUUCUCGCUUUUUUAUUUAUUUUUCUUAAGAGCACAGCCUUGAAUUCAAAUGUGAAACCCUUUGAGUUGGCAAGAUGCCUAGUAAAAUUAAAUAUUUCAGCCCUCAACCAAUCUUGUAGGCGAUCAUUUGUACUUAGGAAAGUAACCUAAUGGAUUUAAUACUGAAAUCAAUUCUUCCUUCACUAACAUAGUUUAUCUAUACUCUUUGCUUUCACAUGUUUGCCCAUACGUGUUGAGCAAUUGUUAAUUCAUCUUUUUUCUCUCAAAAUGUGUGCUGAAUUACCAGUACCACUCCCCUAAGAUUUGUAAAGGCAGUUUUUAAAGGUAUUCGCAUACUUUGAUUUGAGCCACAAAGUCAAGACUAUACCAAUCUGAUUUUUAAAAUAUCACUGUAGGCAUUUAUUUACUCAAAGUGGUCUUAAUUUAUUUUUGACGCUACAGAAUGUAACAAAUUCGGUAUUUAGACGGAAAAUAAUGAUUGAUUGAACGUAUUUGAUAGUUUUCUUUUGUACAGUUUAAAAAGUGUAGUUUUUAUCUUAUUUAUUUUUAUGUCUUGUAAAUACCGUUUUGCUAUUUUACUUUACUUUGUUGUUUAUGUGACGUGUAAAAUAAAGUUGUCCGAUAAACUUCAAUAGUAAAUGUUUCAAUAUUUAUCUCUAUCUCUAAAUACGACAUAUUCUUAAAGGUUUAAUGACGAAGCUUUAGAGGGGUUUUACUUUUCCAAAUUCCAGGCGCCAUACUAUAUUUUGCAUUAAAACAUUGUAACUUUAGAGUAAGAUUGUAUUGAAGAAAAAAGUGUAAAAAAAAAAAUAGUAUACGAUAACCUCACGAUUCUAAUGAUGAAAGGAAUACAAUGACUGUGUCCCUAUAUUAUCAGAAAAUCAAAUUACACCGCAACGCGCCAUAUUUUACCCCAAGCAUAGAUCAGCUAAUACGACGACAUUCCAACUGGUGUACGUUCGAUUCAUUAUCAUGAUUCUUCAUUGAAAAAUAUAUCUUUUAACUAUUUUCUACUUUUACUUUGACAUCUCGCGUUAUUCUGUCACUCUCAUUUGUUUGUCUGUAAUCACUCGGCGUGAACAACACUAAAGUGGAGUAAAUUUGGAAAAAGGAACUAUUUUUUCUGGUUCCGAUUAGAAACAACACGUGAGCUGUUGUUUCCGUAUGAAGAUAAGUGAUUUUAUGGAUGAAUCAGAAAUAAUAGUUCCUUAUUACAAAAUGCAGUCCAAAUCUUUGCCUGUUCUUGCCACUCCGUCACGGUGGUGGAUAUUAUUUAUAGUUAUACAAUAUUGCCGCCAAAGAAAGACUAAUAUCUUACUUGAUGAGAUUAGAAUUAUUUUACUUUAAGUUUAUAGGACUUAUAGAUUUUGUUCCCAUGUAAAAAUAUUUUGGAUAAGCAAUAUCGACAUGAUUCUGACUUGAAAAAUUGAGCUGUCUUCGGUGCUCCAUUGAAGUUAUUUUUCGUGUAUUCUUUCAUUUUCUAAUAUAUUUAUUUAACUUACGAAAUGAGCAAUUUUGCGGGCAGAAUGUACCGCAUGGAUUUUUUUGUGAUUUAUUCUUUCGUUUGAACUUCUUAAUUGUAACUGUGACAUUAAAGUUUCUGAUUAAGGUAGUUAUGAACGAAAACUCAUAAUACUCACACCUCGCCAAAAUGGAGUGCGCAAUGUGCUCUUCUAAUUGGACGUAUUUAUGUCAAACGGAACUAAGCGCCAUGGAAAAGCAUUGCGAGUAUAGGACGCAAUGAGCCCGACGCUCGGUUCCGCCGCCAAUCCAAGCCCCCCUUUACCUUCCUCCCCUUAUGGCGCUUAGUUCCGUUUGACAGAAAUACGUUCAAUUGAUGGACUCAAAUAAAAGCUUUCUAGCCGCUCAUCUUUAUAUUUUUAUGUUCAAUGUGUACACAUCCUUUCUUGCCUUAUAUUACGUUGCCUUUCAAUCUUAAUCAUUUUCUCUUAGUGUAGAAUUAAUUAUCUUACAUUUUAAAAACAUAUACAUAUCUUACGAGAAGACGCCAUGCAAUCGCCAACAAUAUGACUUUUGACUUUGAGGUAGGAGUUGAAAGAGAGCAGGUCCUCCGAUUUUCAGUUGAAAUAUUAUUUCAAUACUUUCAUUAGGUAGUAACACCAAGCCAUAAUGAAUCGGAAACGUCCCACUUGAUUUUUCUGUAGGCAUUAAAACCCUAAAUUGGCUGUGCUGCUCUGUCUUUGUCAAAGUUUUCAAACCAAUUUGACCUAUUUUAGAAAUUCAACUUUUAUUUCAACCUCGAGAAGGGUCCUGAUGAGGAUAUAUUAAUCUACGAAAAAUAAAAUGACCUAAUAUAAUGAAAACAAAUGCUGAAAUCUCACGGGCAGAUUACAAGGAUUACUUCAAAUGUUGUCAAAAUUAUAAUUCGUUUUAUUCGAGUUUUUAAAAUGUACCUACCUUUCAUUGUUCAAGAACUAUGUUUCACUUUACGGUCUGCUCGUGCAUUUAUAUUAAACGACUCGAACUCAACAAAAGGAGUUUCAUGGAGUUGUUACAUUAUUCCUUCUUUUCUAAAAUCACGAUCACAAUUCAAAAGCAUAAAAGUUGGUGAUUUAGUUGGCUUGCACGUAAACAAAGUCAGGAUUUUGAUCAUGAAAUUCUGAAAAAAAAACCGGCUGCUGAUAUGUAGAAUCGAAUAAGAACUUGAAUCUGUGUUGCUUAGAGGAAAAUUAGCUGCGCAUGUUUGGUUAAAUUAACUAAAGUUUACAUAGGUAUUUUAUAUUCCAACAGCACCGACUUUAAAAGUAUUGUGUUUAACAUAAAACUAUGAAUCCAUGAGGAAUGCUUAAGAGGAGUCAUUCAAGACUGAGCAUUAAUGGACAGCUUUCGAGUGCUUCUUGAGUAUAUUAGGGAUUUUACCACUUUCUACAAUCGUGAUAGGUGCAACUCAUACUUCCGUUUCGUAUGCAUCAAUCGCAAGUUAAGGGGGCAGAGAUCAAAUACAUCCUUCCUAUUCAAUUUUCAAGCUUUUGUUACGUCUCAACAAAUUUACGAAUGAGCAUUACAAGUUCAUGCUAUACCUGCAAACCAGAUAUGAACAAGAUAUGAACUAUGUAGAGCAUAAAAAAAAAGUCGGAUAAUGUGCAAUAACCGUAAAGUGCCUUACUUGGUGUGUCACAUUUAAAUAAUUUUUGCAAUGGUACAAAUUGAUAUGUUCUUCAAAAUAAUUCUACACAUUUUUGAACUUUGAUGCUGUGAAACAGUAUGAUUAACUCUAAUGUCUGUGUUAAAAUAUUUAGGAAAAUAAAAACGUUUUCAAUAAAUUUUGA